Aspergillus brunneoviolaceus CBS 621.78 is the source of this 1778-nucleotide messenger RNA. RefSeq lists its product as uncharacterized. The coding region runs from base 294 to 1445 and encodes 383 amino acids. The record is from RefSeq and is a predicted model, not a curated record. Lineage: Eukaryota; Fungi; Ascomycota; Eurotiomycetes; Eurotiales; Aspergillaceae. The transcript is spliced from 8 exons.
UGAUUGUAGCAGCGGGUAAUUGUAUAUGACAGAGUGCACCGAAGUGUUGUUCCCUUAUCUGCUGGUUCACUGUCUCCGCUGCAGUCCUGGCGUUGGCCUGUCUGUCACCUACACAGUAUAUCUCCGGGCUACAGUCUGUGCUUCUUCUUUUCUCCUUCUCUUUUUUCCUUCCCCAGAUCUAUUCUCAUCUGUCACUCUUUUCCCUUUCUUUGUUUCUUUCUUUCUUUUACUAGGGUGUUUGUUCUCACCCAUCGACAGAGAUCAAGCCCAGAUCAUGCCGAGUUGAGCACACCAUGACCAACAGCUCCUCCAUCACGCCGGCCAUGGCGCCGCCCGCCGGGAUGGUCUCCAACUUCGUCGACCCCCCGUCGUGCGGCCUCAAGUUCCUUGUGGUCAACUGUGUCUUCCUGCCUCUGGCGGUGAUUGCGCUGGUCGUGCGCAUGUGGACGCGCAUUUACCUGGUGCGCAGUGUGUCAUAUGAUGAUUACCUCAUGAUUAUCUCCGUUGUCCUCUCCUGCAUCCUCACCGGCGUCACCCUCGACAUGCUCAACUGGGGUCUGGGUAAACACAUGUGGGACGUCCCGUACAGCUCUCUCACCCCGUGGUUCCUGAGGCUCAACGUCGUCGCGGCCAUCAUCUACUGCGCCGGGACCGGCUUCACCAAAGUCUCCGUCCUGAUCUUCUACCUGCGCAUCUUCCCCAGCAAGACCUUCCACUACGCCGUCUGGGCCGUCAUUUUCAUCGCGGUGGGCUACAACGUGGCCAGCGUGCUGGCCAACAUCUUCAGCUGCAGCCCCGUGGCCGCCUCGUGGGACUAUUCGAUCACGAACGCGACGUGCAUGAACCGACCGGUGUUUUACUUUGCGAAUGCGGGAUUGGGCAUUUUCACGGACUUCAUGACGACGUUGGUUCCGAUUCCGUGGCUGCGGAGAUUGCAGAUGCCGUUCCGACAGAAAUUCGCGGUUGGCGCUAUGCUGGCUAUGGGGUGCAUUGUCGGAGUCAUCAGCUGUAUCCGUCUCGCCAGUUUAUACACCCUGCUCGAAAGCACCGACCUCACUUGGACCACGACCAACGCACUCAUGUGGUGCACCAUCGAGCUCAACCUGGGGAUCAUCGGCGGGUGCACGACCGCGAUGCGCCCCUUCGUGCGCCGCUACUUCCCCCGCCUGCUGGGUCUCUCGACGCACAGCGGCGGCUACCACGAGUCGGCCUCGCGCAAAUACGGCCACCCGCUGGGCUCCAUCCCCCGCGAUGCGCCCGAGUUCGCGCCCGCCAGCAAUCACUACUCCACUCGAUUGCACGGGGGCACCAACGACGACAGCGAGGAGCAUAUCCUACCGGGGACGACCACCCCGGGGGCCGCGUUGCACCGCAGCAAGGGCAGCACGGAGGGGAUUAUCCGGACGGUGGAGUUUAAUGUGGAUAGUAAUACGGACCUGCGAUAGCUGAUGAUACGGUAUAUUGAUGCAUAAUUGAGGGAUUAUUUUCUUGUUCUAUUUUUGUCUUCCACAGCUUCUUGUGCUGGGAUUCUUUCGUCUGCAUUUUUGUCCCAUUUUUUGUUCUGUCUCUGGGCUGGUGGAGCUGUCAUGGCGCCAUGCCGCCAUGCCAUGUGCUGUCAGUGUCGGUGUCAGCAAGUGGAUCAGGUCGGUGCUUGCUCUUGCUUGGUAAUCACGGCGUUAAGAGGGGAUAGGGGACCGCAUUGUAUCGCAGGUUGGAACCUGCUUAAUCUCUAAUUCAAAUGACAGCUGUCUAGACGAGACAGGGGGAAAUUUCCGUAG